Molecule: messenger RNA, 208 nt
Organism: Rubroshorea leprosula
Lineage: Eukaryota; Viridiplantae; Streptophyta; Magnoliopsida; Malvales; Dipterocarpaceae
Source: the annotation of a GenBank genome assembly
UUUUUCUUCCAAAUUUCCAGUUCAGAAAUCAGAAUAUAUAUAAACCUAAAACCCUUAAUUCUUCCAUAGCAAUCCACUCCAUUGCUGCACCUCAGUUCUAGAAGCAUUCUCCUCUAUCCCAAUGACUGACUCAUCCGAAGAAGCAAAGCAAAUCGAGAAGCUUUACGAGUUUGGCGAGCGCCUCAACGAGUCCAAGGACAAGUCCCAG